Molecule: messenger RNA, 402 nt
Organism: Haemonchus placei
Lineage: Eukaryota; Metazoa; Nematoda; Chromadorea; Rhabditida; Trichostrongylidae
Source: the annotation of a GenBank genome assembly
AUGUGGACUCAGGCCAUUCUUCUGCUUUUUGUCGUUGGAAGCGCGUUCGGUUCCAUCGCAAUCCAGCAGGCAAAGUUAGGAGAACGAGUCGAAUUGAACCUUGGAUCAGGAGUGGUCACCUGGAAGCGUGAGACUAGCAAUGGCGACGAGUUCAUCAAGUACUGUGGUCCCACCGAGAAAGGGCCUCGAUGCUCGCAAUUUGUCAAGGAAGAUAAUACUCCGGUUAAACCUGAAUCCAGCGCUCAUGUCGAACCAAGUGGUGUUCUCGUCAUUGAUUCCUUCAAGAAAUCUGAUGAAGGCCUUUACUCAUCGCCCGAUCUGAAACCACGGGAAACCAAGAAUCCGGAUGGAUCUAUCUCAGCAGUUGCUGCUCCAACUAUCCAGCUGAUGUUGGCAAAUUGA